CUCUCCGGUCUUAGAACCCGAAAAGAGUAAAGAAAUGCUAGCUCCCACACAAGGCAAUAGCUCUACUAGUAAAUAUUUCGAGUACGUAAAACUUUAUGCUAUACUCACCUGUAAGGAUUUGGAUGAUGUAGACGUAAAAAAGAAAUUUAUUUCUGGAUUAUCACCUGACAAUAAAAAGCGUGUAGAAGAGUUUGGGUUUAAAAAACCUUUAAAAGAAAUAGUUAAAUAUUUAGUUAGAGAUCCAACACUUUCUACUGAAAUACAGAAAUACAAAGCGGGAGAGCUGAAACAAGGUAGUGAAUCGGUAAGGGAUUUUUAUCAAAAAUUAGAAAGGCUUAGAAAGCUCUCAGCGCAAGCGCGAUGUGAUAAGGAUUCUGAGCAUAGAGAGAAAUUAUUUCGCGGUCUUUCACCUACAAAUCAAGAUGAAGUCAAAUCAUGGGGGAUGUAUCUUCCUUUGGAUGA
This is a messenger RNA of Funneliformis geosporum, 462 nucleotides long. The record is from the annotation of a GenBank genome assembly. NCBI's taxonomy places the organism in Eukaryota, Fungi, Glomeromycota, Glomeromycetes, Glomerales, Glomeraceae.